Molecule: messenger RNA, 354 nt
Organism: Macrosiphum euphorbiae (potato aphid)
Lineage: Eukaryota; Metazoa; Arthropoda; Insecta; Hemiptera; Aphididae
Source: the annotation of a GenBank genome assembly
AUGAAUGCGCCUCCAACAUUUGAAUCGUUUUUGCUGUAUGACGGAGAAAAAAAAAUAGUCAAAGAAGUAGAUACUAAAGUGACAAAUGCAGCAAUUUUUACAGUCAACAAAGAAGAUCAUACUUUGGGAAACAUGAUCAGGAACCAACUACUUAAAGACCCUAAUGUACUUUUUGCCGGAUAUAAACAACCACAUCCACUGGAACAUAAAUUUGAACUUCGCAUACAAACAACAUCUGAUUAUACACCUCAAGAUGCUUUAACUAAUUCUAUCACUGAUCUCUUGGCUGAACUUUCUUUGUUUGAAGAACGUUUCAAGGAAGCUUUGAGGGAGAAAAAAGAAGGCCUUGAUUAA